Molecule: messenger RNA, 2593 nt
Organism: Paramuricea clavata
Lineage: Eukaryota; Metazoa; Cnidaria; Anthozoa; Malacalcyonacea; Plexauridae
Source: the annotation of a GenBank genome assembly
AUGGACGAUACAGACACCAUGCAGAUAGGAAAAGAUAGUGAAGACAACCAAUGGUUGAUUGUGAUAAAAGUAGCUGUUAAUCGGCUCUGCCAGUGUUUUGCUGAUUGUCGGCUCAUCUCUAAUUUGUGUCAUGCCCUCUUCUCCUCAUCCAAAUUAUAAGGCCUGGUUCUCUGAGACUAUGUGUGUAGUAUGCCCUAAUAAUUAUGCAAAUGGUCAUGGUUGGACUGGUUGGGCCCAGUGUGUUGUGUACUAGGUUGUAUUUUUUAGUGGACCUAGGCAUGACAUACUUGCAGGCUCAUGUGUUGUACUCUACCCUACAUGAUAUGUUGAAUUGUUAGAUGUAUAUUAUGUUGGAAUAAGUUUCUUGUAGUCUUUUAGUUGCUGUUCAAUUCUUGUUGACCUCAUUUGUUAGAGGAGGUGCAGGUUUUCCUUGACAUCCUGGCCUGUUUCGUAAUUUAUACAGCAUAGAUAGGCGUGCUAUACUGUAGUUCGCCUAAUUUCUAGUGUCUUCCAUUUUAAAGCUGAACGCAUUUUGGUUACAUUGUCUUUGCGAGUGAAGCGAUUUAGGUCCUCUGAUGGUCAACCAUCUCACAAGGUAGUGUAGAAGUGUAGUGCAACGCUGCUUCAUACGUUUUGACAUUCUGUGAAAAAGGCAUGGAAUAUGCCAAAGGAAAAUAGGUAAAUGUGAGACGCGAAUUCAUAUCGUGUUCGAGAAAGCACUUACUUACUGCAAGCAAGCACUUACUUACUGCUAAUUCUCCGAAUUAUCUCACAGAAAUGUUUAAUUUCUGUUCAAACGGAACGUACAACUUGAGAAGUAACUUUUGCCAACUUUCCCUUGAGAAACCUAACACAAAUUUUCUCAAAAAAAGUUUCUCAUAUAGAGCGGCAAAAUCUUGGAACAAUCUCCCGGAUAACAUUAGACAAAACGUCGACAAUAUACACUAAAUGUUACUAAAUCUAUGCUCAUCAAUCACUACAGAACCGAUUAAGUCCCCUUGGGUUAAUCAGUAAUAUCAGUAGUUUUUUACUAUAAUUAGAAUAAUUAGUUGUUUAAUGUAUUAGUAUAUAUUAUAGUGUGAAUCUGACCAGUAUGUAGGCUUCACUAUUUUGUAUUAUAGAAUUAGGUUAAUAUAUGUUGUAUAGUGUGCACGGCCCAUUGAAAAUCAGCGUAGCAUGCUGAAUGGCUAUACCGUGCUUAAAGAAUUUUAAAGAUUAAAGAAAUCAUUUUAUAGUUGUAAGAAUUAACAUGAUUUUUUAUUACCUAGCCAAUAACGAUAAUUUCAAGUAGAAUUGAAACACUGCACGUUUUCCACGUAAACUGGAUAUACACUGUAACUCGUUUCUAAUCCCUAUGGAGCAGCUGCUGAUACAAAAGACGAAUCCUGUUGCGCAAAAUCGCUUUCAUUUCAUUUAAAAACUUAGUUUGUAUUGUAUGUAAUUGGUGUUAUUCAGUUGAUUUCGUAAAAAUAAGUGUAAUCAAAAAUUAUUGUAAAAUAUUUUCAGGAGAACGUAGUUCAUUUAAAUAAAGAAGAUGAUCUUUUGGAAGCCAAAUCACCUGCAUGGGUUGAUGAAGAUGAUUCUAAUGUCAGGUAGAGUAUUCUAUAAUUAUACUGUAAGUCAAGUAUAUAAAUUGAUUUGAUUAAUAUAUCAGUUUAUCAGUCGAGUACGAUGAUGAAACGUCUUUUACCUGUGAAAUUAAAUUGAAUUACAAACUUGAGCACUUUGAUUAAUCGUGGUUUGUUUUAAUGGUGCAAUUUCUUUGGUAUGUUUUUUGUUCAUGAAUUAUAUGAUUGAGUUUGAGAAGAACCAGCUAGUGUGAAUGUGUCUUGUAGCAGGAUUGUUUCUAUCAUUCUUUCUAUACAGCGCUUUCAUUACUAUGUUUUAGAAAAAUUCUUCUGUCUUACACAGAACAAACCGCGAGUAUAUAGCACUACAUUAAAUACCUCCAUUUUCUUUCAUUUUAGGGUUGAUGUAACUUCAGAAAACCGUUUGAAAAAAUUCAGAGAUGGGGGUGACGACACUAUUUCUGGUGAUGCAUUAAAGAAGAAAUUAGAAACACAGUGAGUGUAUCAAAACGUUGUCAGUGAUAGAUUUAAUCAACGAUGUAUUUUAACUGGCUUCAUAUGUUUAGAUUCAAGAAAAUCUAUGGUGUCCCAGCAUGGGCAAGUGAAACAUUGAGGAGCGCUAAACAAUCAGGUUUGUCAUUUGAACAGAAUUCCUUGUAGGUUUGCAUGCGAUCAGCUGUCAAAGUUGCCAAAAAAUGGUCUUUAUAGUUCGAAUUUGACAAAAAAAUGUGCAAAAGAUGAAAAUAUAGUUAUACAUGACAUGCAUGUGCAUGUAUUUGUUUUAAUCUGUCUGUAUGACGUCUAGCGAAAAUUGUUAAAUGAUUAGAAGCGCUUAUGUUUUAUUUCUAGACGAAGAGGAAGACCAGGAGGACAAUGAAAUUCUUCAGCGUGCAGGAAGUUUUAUUUCCAAGAAAAUUGGCCAUCUUCCCAAAGGAAUAAUUGAUAUUGGUAACAUGAAGGAUGCGAAUUGUUCAAAACCUUUUGAUGUUAGUGAAGUAUUUUUUACCUGUAUAGCUAAAGAUUAG